AUGUUUGACGGCAAAGCCAAGCGCCAGAAAAACAUUUCCCUGGGCGGCGCGCGCCGGACGAAAGAGCGUGGUGCUAUUAUGCACCAAGCUGCUGCUGCUCGCCAACAACGCCAUGCCCGCCGUCGCCGCGAACGGUGCCUCCUGUCCCUUCAAGCAGGCUCGCUGGCUUGCGUCGUUGAUCUGGCCGGCUUGCCCUCAACGCUGCUGCCGCCCACGGAACCAAGUGAUUACGUCAAAGUGGCGGCGUUCUUGUGUCAAAAGGCUGCUCCGCUUCACGAGGCUGCCACAAGCGGCCUCGGCCCGGGCGCUACCUGCCCAGCUAUCGAAGCCAUAGUCUUUCGUCAACGCCUCUUUCAGGCCACGCUUAUUCUCCUCAAUCACUCGUCGGACCUCCACCUUCGUCUCUACCUAGACUUUUUCGAUGCCGAGAGUCAAACAGCCAGAGUGCCAGAUCUUCUGACCGACGCCAUGAUCAAGACGUUGGUUAGCCAGUUUGCACAGGCACCACCGGCCACGGGCCCGUGGCAACUCUUGAAUGACGCCAAUAAACUGGCUGCAUUUGGUUUGCUGCUCCUCAAGUCUGUCCGCUGUCAAGACGGUGGACUCGCCAAUGCUGCACAAAUUUUGCCCUUGCUGGCGACGACCAUUGGCGCCCUGAUGCGCAUGCUGGGUCUCCGCGAUGUCCUUGAGCCCAAGUCUCAAAGACCAGCCCGCUCAGAAGGCGCGGCGGACAGCAGCAGUGACGACGAUAGUGAUUCCGAGGCAGAGAGCGACGCAGAGGACGAAGCCAAGCGCACACGCACUGUCCCCAGUGCCGUGGCGCUUGUCAAUGCAUUGCUCACUGCGGAUGAGGUGACGCGUCUGGAUGCGAUUGCUGCCAACUGUGAUCAGUAUGAUGCGUUUGCCGCCGUGAUUCACGGUGCACUACGGCUCUGUCCCACCGAGGCCAUUCUGGUGCGCUCGCUUCAUCAGCUCGCCAGUAAGCCCCAAUUCUUGGCCAGUCUAGCCCAGCGCGUGCUGAACCUGCUGGCCCCCUCCCCAGGCAGCUCCGAUGACGCACUGCUCCCGGUCCUUGACAUCUUUUUCCGUGCCGCUGGCUACGAUCUGGCCAUUGUGCCCAAUGAUAAACUUGGUACCUACCUGGAAAGCGUAUACACGCGAACCACCUUUGUGCAACUCAUCAAGAAUGUGCUGAGCUACACGGUCUCGGCACUCCUGAGUGGUCAAACAAGUCGAGUUCUGACAAACGUCGUUGCCCCGCUGCUCAAGCAACUACAGCAGCGGACACAUGGUAUUUCGUGGAUGGGUGACGAGCUUUGGCUUGUGCCGCGCGUCAGCGGGCCGCUGCAGGCUCUCAACCCACGCGCUCUGCUCGACUUUCUCUCCUCCCAUGGCCGAAACGUGCCCGCGGGGGUGGAUGCUACAGCAGGCAACGUCUUGUUGCACACGCCUUUUGUGGUACCCUUCCUGGAUCGAGCUCACCUGUUUCAGGUCAUGGUGGGCUUGGACACGGUACCGGUGUUUGAACGUCACCCGGUCCGCAUCAGCCGCGAAACCCCUUACGCGGAUGCAUUUUCGGCACUGAGUGCCAUGUCGGGCAAGGAGCAGAUCCAGGUGACCAUUACCAAAGACGGCUUACCCGAAGCUGGCGUGGAUG
Molecule: messenger RNA, 1657 nt
Organism: Monosiga brevicollis MX1
Lineage: Eukaryota; Choanoflagellata; Craspedida; Salpingoecidae
Exons: 9
Biological process (GO): protein polyubiquitination; ubiquitin-dependent protein catabolic process
Molecular function (GO): ubiquitin protein ligase activity
Source: RefSeq, a predicted model, not a curated record